Prinia subflava (tawny-flanked prinia) is the source of this 2515-nucleotide messenger RNA. It is a transcript of the gene SPPL2A, whose product is annotated as signal peptide peptidase like 2A. Gene Ontology annotation, biological process: membrane protein proteolysis. NCBI's taxonomy places the organism in Eukaryota, Metazoa, Chordata, Aves, Passeriformes, Cisticolidae. The record is from RefSeq and is a predicted model, not a curated record. The coding region runs from base 179 to 1783 and encodes 534 amino acids. Gene Ontology annotation, molecular function: aspartic endopeptidase activity, intramembrane cleaving. The transcript has 17 exons. Gene Ontology annotation, cellular component: lysosomal membrane; Golgi-associated vesicle membrane; cytoplasmic side of endoplasmic reticulum membrane.
CCCGCCGGCAGCGCCGCCCCCGCCCGCCCAGCCCGCCGCGUCCCGGGACCGGCCCGGCGGCCGCGGCGGACGGAACAGGAAGCGGCGCCGCGCCGGGAGCCGGGGAAAGGCUCCGUCCGCGGGGGCGUGCGGCGCCCGAGCCCAGGGAGGCCCCUCCCCGAGCGGCCGGCGGAGGACGAUGGGGGCGGCCGGGCUGCUGCGGGCCGCGCUCUGGGCCCUGCUGCUCCCGCUGGUAGCUGCUGAUGAGGGGAUCCUGCAUGCCUCUGGAAGUGGAGUGCCUCCAGUAACUAAGGAUUACUGCAUCAUCUACAAUUCUAAUUGGACACCUCUUCCAAAAACCCUGGACAAUGCUACUUUUGGGACUCUGGAAAACCUGACUUCUACAGUCCUCUGCAGUUCAGCUGAAGUUCCUUCUGGCUCAGUGAAAGACAAAGCAGUUGUAGUGAUGAGAGGAAACUGCACUUUCUUGGAGAAAGCAAGAAUUGCACAAAAUUUGGGUGCUAAAAUGCUGUUGAUUGCCAGUAAAUCUAGGCUGUCUGCUAUUUCAGAUAACAAGACUGAUUUUGAAGAUGUGACUCUUCCAAUUGCUCUUAUAAGAUAUAAUGACAUAGUAGAUAUGCAGCUGGUGCUUGGAAAUGAAGUUAAUGUGACUCUGUAUGCACCACCUUUGCCAGAGUUUGACUACAGUAUGGUUGUCAUCUUCCUAAUUGCUGUAUUUACAGUGGCACUGGGAGGCUACUGGAGUGGAGUAGCAGAACUUGAGAAUCUGAAAGCAGUAGCAAGUCCAGGGGAGAGAGAAACCCGAUGGAAGAAGGAAGAAAAUGUUACUUUCACACCUUUGACAGUUAUCUUAUUUGUUGUCAUCUGUUGUGUCAUGCUGGUUUUACUUUAUUUCUUCUACAAAUGGUUAGUUUAUGUUAUAAUAUCAGUCUUCUGCCUGGCAUCUGCGAUGAGUCUGUACAACUGUCUUGCAGCAUUAAUUGGACAAAUCCCAUUUGGGCAGUGCAGGAUUACAUGUUCCAACAAAACCAUUGAAGUGAGGCUUAUUUUUCUUGCUAUAUUCUGCAUAGCAGCAGCUGUUGUCUGGGCAGUAUUUCGAAAUGAAGAUAGGUGGGCUUGGAUUUUGCAAGAUAUUUUGGGAGUUGCUUUCUGCCUGAACUUCAUUAAAACACUUAAAAUGCCCAACUUCAAGUCCUGUGUAAUACUUCUUGGUCUCCUCCUCCUAUAUGAUGUGUUUUUUGUCUUCAUAACACCAUUUAUCACAAAGAAUGGGGCAAGUAUAAUGGUUGAAGUUGCAGCUGGUCCCUUUGGAAACAGUGAAAAGAGUGAUGGAAACUUGGUGGAAGUCCCUGCUGAACGCUCAGCUCCCCAUGAGAAAUUACCCGUGGUUAUUAGAGUGCCUAGACUUGAACAGUCUGCAUCAACACUCUGUGACUUGCCCUUUUCAUUGUUGGGUUUUGGAGACAUUAUUGUCCCAGGGCUUCUGGUUGCCUAUUGUCGAAGAUUUGAUGUUCAAACAAGAUCAUCUUCUGUAUACUACAUUUCCUGCACAAUAGCUUAUGCUGUUGGCAUGGUGCUGACUUUCAUCGUUCUGGCGUUGAUGAAGAUGGGGCAGCCUGCCCUUCUCUAUCUUGUACCGUGUACACUCAUCACAAGCUCCCUCAUUGCCUGGAGGCGCAAAGAGAUGAAGAAGUUUUGGAAAGGAAGCAGUUACCAGGUAUCGGACUCCUCCAGGACGCCUUUGCUACAAGAUGAUGGAACAUCUGGAUUACACAGGAAAUGAAGAAAGCACAGCAACAGCCACUGAACAGCCUGGAGGACAAUAAUAUGUGGGAUCCUGAUUUAAAAUAGCAUUUGAAUUUUUGACAGCUGAAUUACAGUAAAUUUGGUGAAGUUUUACAAUAGAGUGUUUCCCACUCUGUGUAAAAGGGUUUUUUAUUCCUGCACCUAUAUUUUUAUGGAAAAUACUGUUAAUACCAUAAAAGUAAUCAAAAUAGAGUUGCAUUUUUACAGCCAAACCAUAGCUAGUAAAACCGUGCCUUAUUUCAAUUUAAAUAAAAGGAGAUUUUCUAUGCAAUUUUCCAACUGUGUUUCUAUACAGUAUAUUUUUGUAAAAGUUGCUUGCCCAUAUCAGCUUAAGUGAAGUGUUCUUCUGAAGUUUUGAUUAAGAUUUGUCAGGUUUCUUUGAAAAAAAAUAAAGUACCCUUCAUAGGAUUUCUUUCCAGAUUUUGGAUGCAGAUUUGGAUAGUAAUUGAACUAUAGCAACUGAAAAAUGAAACUAUAGUUCCAUUACUACAAGUGAUUCAAUAAACAAUGUAUAUGUCAAUGUACAUUGUGAGCCAUAAAAUAAAUAACAGGGGAAAUUGAGUGUGGGGUUGUAAACUCUUUCUCCCCACUCAUGUCAUGGAAUCACUGGCUUAUGCCUUAAUUGUGAAAAUUGUUAAGCUUUGAUGCAAGUCUUUGGAUUAUAGACAUUUCCAAACAUUUGAAAAUAAUAAAAGAGGGGUGGUACUUA